AUGGAUGUUAUUGUAUGCUUCCGAAGUGAAAACGAUGAACAAUGUUCAGACCUGUUCAUUGGCGAGAACAUCAAGCAAGGGGCUGGCCCAGAACAGAAUUAUUGUGUUUACUGUCAUCAAAAUUGUAUUGAGAAGACUGAAUUAAUUGAAUUCAUUGAUCGUGAACAACCUGUAGUUAAGAUAUUUAUGCCAGAUGCAGAGGGUGAUGAGAAGAAAUCAAUCACGUGUUCACUCCAAAAGAAGUAUGUUGCAUGUUAUACCGAUGGGUUAGGUAUACAGUUCCUAUUUCCUGCACAGUUUCCAAUUUUAAGUGAUUCAGAAAGAAGACAACGGUUUUACAAAAUAAUUAUGGAGUGUGACCGUAAUAAAAUAUCUGUAGAUAAGAUGAUGGAUAGAGUGAGAAGAACAGACGUAUUUGGUGUUUUAUGGUCCAGUGCUAGUGACUGUCGAGAUGCCCUCUGUAGGGCAUUAAUCUACUCAGAUUUACAUUUAUUUGUGUAUUCUAUUGUGAAAGAUUUUCUCUAUACAGAAGUGUGUGAGAAUAACGUAAGAUCAUUGUUAGAGGUAAUAAUAGAGGAAGUGCAAGCUCAAGAAUAUUCUUUUUUUCCAGAUUUAGGCAGUGAAUCUCCCACGGCAAAUAUCGACGAGGAUGCUUGUGUUGAUGACGAGGUAACGUUAUGUCAUGAGAUAUUACAAAGAGCUCGCGCCAAAAUUUCAACUGAUGUAGAUCGCGCAACAAUUUUCGAAUUAUGUAAAAAAAGGGAAAAUGGAUUGAAGAAGGGGGUCAGAUUGGGAAAUAAACUUUUGCACACUGUUGCGAGUUUUUUAUUACCAAAUGAGUUUUUAAUGAACGAUUUAUCUAUCGACAUUAGGAAGAACCUUGAAGACUUCAGAUACGCCCGGAAAGAUGAAUGCAAAUUCAUGUUUGAUAUUGGAAAUAAGAAACAGGAAUUUAUUAGUGUUGUUGAAUUUGCAUCAAGAUUUAAAAAUAUUCGUCAAGUGGAAGCUACAAUGUAUGUUGUUCGAUACAAUGGGGAAGAAAAAUCUCUAACUAGUUUCCUUGCAAAGUGGAAAAAGAUAGUAAAAAAAGCAAAGCUGUCCAUUGUGGAUAUUUCUAAUAUGUUAGGACGAAUUAGUUGUAUUACUGAAAUUCUUUCUGUUCAGUAUACAACAAGAGACGGUGUAAUUGGUCGGUUUGUUCCUAAAAUUCAAGUAUUAUUGGAGCAUUACACAAAUUUAGAAAACUCAAUUAUUGUUAAUUAUCACAGAACAAGACAUGAUGUUUUUGAAGAAUUAUAUUAUGAACUGAAAAAUGAUAUUCAAGAAGCAUCUCCCUCUAUUCAAAAAUUCAAUGUAUGUAAUAUAUUGCCUUCAAUCUUGAGGCUUUUGCAUGAACCAGGUACCUCUUCAAGUUUAAAAAAAGAAUUUAGAGUUAUGCCAGUGUAA
Molecule: messenger RNA, 1446 nt
Organism: Gryllus bimaculatus (two-spotted cricket)
Lineage: Eukaryota; Metazoa; Arthropoda; Insecta; Orthoptera; Gryllidae
Source: the annotation of a GenBank genome assembly